Molecule: messenger RNA, 1071 nt
Organism: Kwoniella mangroviensis CBS 8507
Lineage: Eukaryota; Fungi; Basidiomycota; Tremellomycetes; Tremellales; Cryptococcaceae
Exons: 2
Coding region: 1-1071 (356 amino acids)
Source: RefSeq, a predicted model, not a curated record
AUGACUGACGUCAAAGAUAAAAAGCAGGAGAUCUUCCCUACUGGCGAUUCAGCUUUGACAUUAUGUCUGGGCACCGAUCCAUCGGCUUUCACUCCGGAAGAUGCUCAGACGAUCUCCGCAAGUAAUCAAGAGAAGAUCACUACGUCAUGUCCGAGCAUCGCUGCCCAAUCACGAUCUCCAGCUGACAACGCAAAUGCAGAAAUAGAUCAUGUGGCAGUAAAGAUGUCCGACAAAAGGAGGUGGACAUUAUUAGCCCUUUUUAGCUUUUCCCUCAUUGUCGAUCCAUCUUCAUUCAUUGUUGGCCCAGCAGAAUGUAUGGACAAAGUACAAUGCAUUCUCAGUAGAUCAGCAACAUUCCUCGACAAGGUAUCAAAUGUGUACGAUUCCAACGAGGAUGUUACUGUACUUGGUGAUGUACCUGAGGUCGCAUCAGUGAUCACGUCAGCGCUUGAACAAGCGCGAGAGAUCCAUCCAAUUCUGCGUAGACAUGCUAUAUACGGUGAAGAAUUGAUCAGAACUACUGAAGCCUCACGAUUGCAUAACAUUUAUUCUGCAUUGUCGACCAUUGAGAACCAAGUAAAAAGUAUGAAUAGCAAAUUUCAUGCGGAGUCAUCGCAUGGAGAUGCGAGUGAGUUCAAAAAGAGAAUUAAGGAGGUGAGAACUGUAAAAGAUCUUAUCAAUGAAGGAAGGAUUUUCGAUAUACCUCGAAUACAAGAGAUAUGCCACGCUCGCGAAUAUCAACAAUUCAUUCACCCACCGACAGGUAACACAAGUGGAAGUCAAGAUAUAGAUACAAGCUCGAUCUUUUAUCCUGAAUCGACAAUUUUACGUGAAGGUUCAAGAUUACUCGAUGCUAGAAAUCCCAAUCCUUCCUACAAGCCAGCUCAUAUAAUCCACAAAAUCAGCAUCGUCCCCGGCAGCUUGGAUAGUAAACAUCAGAUUAUAUCGAUUGGUAGAGGGACUGGAGAUCUUAAUCUAGCGGACUUCGAACGAUGGGAACCUCAAGCUAGGAAGCCUAGACCUGUCAGUUGGUUUGAUUGGAUGGAGAAGAGUGUGUUAGCACGUGAAUGA